GUCGGUUUUCCUGCCGGGCUGCUGCUGCUUUGCGCGCUGCGGGGCCACACUGCGACCGCACCGAGGAGGAAGAGGAGAAAGCCGCGGAACUGAAAGGGGGGCCAGCCAGAGCCAGAGCGGCGGAGAGGCACGAUUUAACGAAACAAAAAAAAAGAAGAAGAAAAAAAAAGCCGAGCCACAGCGGAGGAGGAGGUCUGAACGCGCCGUCAGCGCACGGAUAAAAAAUAGCUACCUCCAAAGCAGAAGCAGCAGCAGAAGGCGGAGACGCGUCACACCGCGCUGUUCCUCCCUCCAUCUCUCUGUCUGAGCAGGGGAAUUGAAGAAGAGGAGCAAAAAGAAGAGGAGGACAAACAGGAAAAAAAAAAUCUUGUUGGGGAAUCUCGGAGCGCAAAACGACGAACGACGCGGUGUCGGUAACCUCCCCCCCUCCCCUCCCGGACCAGGGCCGAUUCUCCGUUUUCUAGCAGCCAGCUCGGCGCGGCGACACCAUGAAGGACCGUACGGCGGAACUGCGAAGUGCUAAGGACAGCGAUGAUGAUGAGGAGGUGGUGCAGGUCGACAGGGACCACUUCAUGGAUGAGUUCUUCGAACAGGUGGAGGAGAUCAGAGGCUGUAUAGAAAAGCUGUCAGAAGAUGUGGAGCAGGUCAAGAAGCAGCACAGCGCCAUCCUGGCCGCCCCCAACCCUGACGAAAAGACCAAGCAGGAGUUGGAGGACCUCACAGCUGACAUCAAGAAGACAGCCAAUAAAGUUCGCUCAAAAUUAAAAGCAAUCGAGCAGAGCAUCGAGCAGGAGGAGGGUCUCAACAGAUCAUCAGCGGACCUCAGGAUCCGUAAGACACAGCACUCGACGCUGUCACGUAAGUUUGUGGAGGUGAUGACUGAGUACAACACCACGCAGUCCAAGUACCGCGACCGCUGCAAGGACCGCAUCCAGAGACAGCUGGAGAUCACUGGGAGAACCACCACCAACGAAGAACUAGAGGACAUGUUGGAGAGUGGCAAGCUGGCCAUCUUCACCGAUGAUAUCAAAAUGGACUCUCAGAUGACCAAGCAGGCUCUGAACGAGAUCGAGACCCGACACACCGAGAUCAUCAAGCUGGAAAACAGCAUCCGCGAGCUGCACGACAUGUUCGUCGACAUGGCCAUGCUGGUUGAGAGCCAGGGAGAGAUGAUUGACAGAAUUGAGUACAACGUGGAACACUCCGUCGACUACGUGGAGCGAGCCGUAUCCGACACCAAGAAGGCCGUCAAAUACCAGAGCCAGGCUCGCAAGAAGAAGAUCAUGAUCAUCAUCUGCUGCGUCAUCCUGGGCGUGGUCCUGGCGUCGACCAUCGGCGGCACGCUGGGCUUCUAAGAUGCUCCGCCACCCGCCGCUGUGACGACCGACACCGACCGACCGUCUGACCGCCAGCAGAGAAAAGAAACACCAACGACAACAACACAAAAACUUGAAACACAAAUGCAAGACAGAUAACCAAUCAGCUAGGAAGAGAUAACAAUCCAAUCACAGAUAAGAGGAAACACCACGGGGUUGGGUGGGGUUCAAAAAACAAAGACAAAAAAAAAAACACAAUAAAAACGCCAUCACAUUAUAGCUGACUUAAAUACAUAACAUAUACAAAAAGAGGGUACAAAUAAGCCUACUAUUUAUUACAGAUGUACAUGUAAAUGUAUUGAACAUAUGAAGCAACACAUGGGUUAGCUACCUGUAAAAAAAUAUGACUUAUAAUAUGACAUUUACUUGUUUGUUUGUUUGUUUGUUUUGCCUUUUUUUCUUAUUUUUUAACAGUUUCUUUCGUUUUUCGGGAGUCUCCGAGGACAGUGAUGGUGACUGCUGCUGGGUGCGCGUUCUACAGGACCAGCGCUCCAGAGCCGAACUUUAUUUCUUUGUUUCUUACGUUUAAAUUUUUCAGUUGAGGUUCUGGAGCCGAGCACGUUCGAGAACGUCACAGAACGCGUUCUCCAUAAAAGUGCUCGGCUUUCCAGUCAAGGUUUGUCCCACUAGAGGAUGAGAAAGAAAAAUCUUGUUCUGGAGCACAGACGGGAACAGAGUGAGGUUCUGGAACGCUGUCCCGCAGGAUAAGCACCCACUGGCGUUGGUAGAACCAACUUUAUCCCCUUGUUUCUGGGAGGGAGGGACCGACCUCGCCAUUGGCUCAGCUGCCUCUUUAGACCACCUAUCAUUGGUUGCUCACUCCUGUCAUUCACCUCAGUCAGCCUGUUAAAUUAGCAUAGACUGGCAAAGCCCAACCUGGCCGAACGCCAUUUAUAAAACGCCGUGGAAAGAGCGUGACACGCCGCCCACUGAACUGUUUUUCACAGCCACCUGAUUGGUUGAGAAAACACAACCAAUCAGACAUUUGUGUCUGGCAGGGGUGUCACUGCAACGUGGCAGGUUUCCACAACAACAGCCUCCCCUUCCUGUCACAUCUAUCCAACCAAAGAGCAGGGGGAGGGAGGGGCUCUGGUGUCCUGCUGAAUUUAAUCUGAAAACGUGACAUUUGACUGACAGGUGAACGGUGGGAAGGAAGCGGGGAUAGGAGGAGGAGGAGGGUGCGAAGGAGGGUGGGACGAGACGGACAGUCAAUCUAUGCAGUUUAGGUAAGAGGAAGACGACUUGUCCCGCCUCCACCCAAGAUAGCCAAUGAGGAUCGGGGGUUCACAUUAGCGCACCAAAAGGCUCAUCGCACUGAUCGCUGUCGAAAAGUCGUAGUCGAGGCCGGGUGUCGUCUCCAAGCUGUCACAACUGUUCUUCCGGAAGAUUCUAAAAAAUGAAGAGAACACAUUAAAAAGUAAAGAAGAAAAAUAAACGAAAACUUUAUUAACAAACAAGCUCGACAACAAACGAGAUGGACAGAAAAUGUCGAGACCUCUGAAGAUGCUGGCGUGCCCUGGUUACCUGAGUGUCGUGGUAAUAUCGUUGCGUUAUUUUGUUUUUUAAUGGGGAACGUUUGUUGCUUCGUUGUUCCGUGGUGCUGCUGUUUUAGUGCGUGCGUGACGUGUCCCGUGACGUAUCGGCCUGACAUCAUUUAGCGGUUACUGUUUAGUCUGUAUGGUUUGAUGCAUUUGCCUGUUUCCUCCCUGCAUCCCUUCAUCUCCUGCCUGAGUGUGUCUGCGGACUGUGAUAUGUGACUUCACAUCAUUUAAAUACCUGAGUUGCACAGGUGCUACUGAACAGGAGAGGCUUUUCCUAUUGGUGGAUUUCCUCCGUGGAAGGUGGAACAUGUGACACACACACAUUCAUGUACAUUUACAACAUGCCACUUGCAUGAUAUACCUUUAACUUUUCACACAGACACGCCGGAAAAUCCCCCCCAACAUACACACCCUCCUGCGUUACAUAUCAGCCAGUGCUAGUGUUAGACUGGGUCGCUUAGCAUGCUAUAGCGUUAGCUCGUGUUACAUGUAGGUCGUGUAGAAGCUGCUUGUUGGAAAUGAUCACAAGUUAUCUGGUCUUUUUUAAUGUUCAAGACACUUUCCGUGUGUCCAGAUCAGCGUUGGGGAAGGAAUAAAACUCAAGAAAUAAGACAGGAGGAGUGAAAUUCCUCAGCUCAUAAAUAGUGAUUUGACAAAAUAAUCGUGACACAAGGUUCACUCACUCGCUUUCUCCAGAUCAUUUAAUCACAUCUCACAAUCUUGCUAUUCAGUUUUGGAAAAGGCUGGUUAGCCAGUAGCUCAUUAGUACGAUUAUUUUGUCAAACUAGUUGAAUUUGAAAAAGCAAAGCAUUUUCUUUUCUGUUGGUCCCCUUACAAACCUGUAAUACACAGAGAGUAAAUGUAUUAUUGGCUAGCGUUAGCAUUAGCAGUUAGCGGUAUGUCUGCACAAGAGGACGGGACUUUCACGCUAGAAAAAAAUCAUCACUGAUUAAUGUCCCAACGCUGAUCCAGAUCAGAGCAACGCUCACGUGUGUUACAUUUGCAUGUUUUGUUUCGUUACUGUUGACGUGGUCCAUGUUGAGACGUAACAAAAAACUGUGUGUGUUACUCCAAACUGGACACACGGAUGUGUUGAAAAUGACUUCACAGUAUUGUGACUCUGGCUUUAGGCCGGAGGGGGUGAAGGAGGAAGGUUUGUCCGUGUUCAGGCUCUGUGAUACGGAGAUACGUCUUCCUCUGUUGAGGCCUACGCUGGACAAUCCUGCAGUUACAUCACAAUCACUGUCAGGGUUACAAACACCACCUUUAACUCUGUAAAAUCAGUCUACACUACACUUGGUGUCAAAGCAAUAAACUCAGUUUGAUGUUGUUAAGUUUUAUUUAACAAAAAAAGUGUUAGCUAGCUAGCUUAUUGUGUACAGGCUGCAAAGUGAGCUAAGUGGUUUCGCAAAGACUUCAGAGCUUCGAUGGACGUGAAAUUCUCUUGAUUGAAUCAUCAGUUCAAAAGAUGCAAAACUCUUUUAAAAGUAUCUGGUUCUUUGAUUAAAAGUCAAAACCACUUUGCAACUCGAUCGUUCUGGAAAGCUUCGACAAGAAGCUAACAUUGUUUAAAGUGUUGUUGGCAAACAGACAUCACAGUAUCUGUCCAACACAGGACCACGUUAGCUGCUUUGUCGUGGCUAACGGUACUUGUAGGCGAUCCACGAGGGAGUCGUCACUGCUUUGUUGAAUGUGUGUUUUCUUGGGAUAGUUAGCGCUGUUAGCUGUAGAUGUCUGUGAUGUUGUAUUAGUCACUAGAUAAAAUAUAAAGGACGAAGAUUUUUAGCUUCAGGUUUGGAGAAGAGUGGAGGUGGGAGUUUUUAUUUUAUUCUUUGACUUCCCAAAACCAAAACUUAACUUGUGUGUUCACCAAAGCUUCGCCAACACCCCCAACCCCUCCAAGCAGCAAGAUCCAAUAGAUGUUUGUUCGAAUGAAUCGUUCGUAGGUCUAGAAUAAUUUUACUCUGCUGUUGUGUUGUUAACGUUCAUGGCUACGUUCUGUCUUUGUAGGUGUUUUUCUGUUUUUUGGCUGUAGUAUGGACUGAACCUGUCCACGAAUAUAAAAUAAUGUUUGUAAAUGAAACCCAAGCUACUUGUUUCACUCACAUUUCCCACGCGUCUUCGGACUCUUUAAGAGCUCUGCUUCAUUUGGGAAAGUCCAGGCAUGUUGUGAGCCAAUCGACGAGUCCAGGAAACUAAACGGACUUGUUUGUUAACAUACAUUUAACCUCCUCCAAUCACAGUGCUUCGUUCAUCACCUGCCAGUUACAUCAUAAUGUCAGCCACACAAUAUUUAAUUCAGUUACAUGUUUUCGAAGGUCGAUGGUUGUCAAGGUGAUGUCACAGUCGUCACGGUAGUCUUGCAAUGGUUUGGUGGUGGAUAAAAAUCAGCAUUGUGAGGAUGCCGUCGUAGCACCAGCCAGCUUGUUAACACUGAUGUUUCUUUGCCGUGUGUGUGUGUGUGUGUGUGUUUUCUGUAAACUUCCUGUCUGGCAGUCAUCCAUCAGGCCCUGCCGCCAUCCUCCCGGGAAAGAAAACACAGACAAACGUCACGAAACCAUGAAGGUUGUGUUUAAUUUAACGUCUUGGUGAAAGAUAGGAUGUUUGUCCGAGUAUUCUGUCCCCUGUCCUUUUGUCUUCCCUCUUCCUGUUUGUGUUGUAGUUGUUUGGUUGUACAAAAAGAUGACGUUGAGGAUUUGGAGUCUGCCCCUUCCCCUCCCCGGCGGCCCAUCCCGUUGUGUGUAAUAAUGAUAAUAAUAAUAAUGAUGAUGAUAAUAAUAAAAAAGGCAUGCAAAAGCGUUGUGGAGUUUGCAUGAUGGUGUUUUUUGUACCCCACCCCCAACCUGCCCUCCAUGUCGUGCACUUUACCGCUCAUCAGACCUGUCUUUGGUUAGCACGUUAGCUAACUUGUUCCUACUCAAUCUGCAUUCUCAAUCCUUUUUUUAAUCUAAAAGUUGAACACAUGUUGGCGUUACAUGUCCGCACGUGUUCAUUUGUAACAUUGUCGGAACAGUUGUUGUAUUUUUAAGGUGUUUUGUUCGAGGAGCAGGUUGAUAUUUAAAUGUCAAAAUACGCUGCCACAACUUCAGACAUCCUGUCCCCUCCCCAACCCCUGACAUGGACCUCCAAACCUCCCGCUGGGUUACACACCACUGUCACCAUCUGAUCUCUGUGCUGUUUGCUUCCAUGGCUGCAUUUAUGUUGUGUUUUUGUGUUAAUAAUCGGUCUGACACCCUUCGACCUGUAGGCUAACCUCCCGUCGCCCCUCCACUUGGCCUUGUGUGUGUGCAGCAUGCCUCCCUUCCUCUUCAGUGAAACAAGAUUGGUGCAUUAAUGUAUGAAUGUUUGUGUGUGUGUUUGUUCGGAGCAGCACGAGUUUGUUUUAAUGUGCGAAGCAUCCGAUCGCAGGUCCACGGGUUGCAGCCGUUUGAAGAAUUCCACUUUGUUUUUUUGAAAAUUGUGACAGAUGGGAAGAGAAAAGAGAUCAGACAUAUUUAUGGACACCAUGAUCACUGUUAUUAUUCUAUUUAUUAAAAUUCAAACCAAAGCGUUUUUUGCCCUCCCCUCAUGUGUUCUCAAAACGUUCGCCGCUAAUAUCAAAGAGCACAACGCGAGUCAAGUUUACAGUGAGACGUUCGUCACAAAUGGUGAAAAAACUAGAAUAAAAAAAACCAUCAAAUGCUACCGUAACUUUGAAAGCAUAAGCCCCCCCCCCUGCCCGCCACCAGCCCUCACUGCAUGUUGGUCUAUCUGCCAAUCAAACCAACAAAGCUACCCAACAGUUAUCUCACGCCACAACAAUGAUGUCUGCCUCCACACCCCCUUUCCUUUUCUUUUCACCCGUAGACGUUAGUUUGUGAUCUGAUUAGUGAAAAAUAUGACGCAUAAUCAUCUGUGAAAAAUUUGCAUCCACGCUUCUCCUCCACUCGAGGCAUAUACGGAGACAAUGGUGGUGCUUUCUUAUUCUAUUUAUUAAUUGCUGUUAUUCUUGUUAUUUUGGUGUCAUUUUCUGUACAGCUUGUUUUUCAGUCUCUGUGUUCUCACCACAGGAUCACUGCUGCCCUGCAGGUCUGAAGGGUUCGUUAGCAAGUCAGCCAACCGACCAGCUCGCCUCUUCUCUUAUAACUCCUCGCCACAGUCCCCCAUAAUUUUAGCUGUGCACAAAAACUAGCAUCAGGUAAAUUACAAUGAAGCAGCACUAGCUAACGAUGCUUCGUAGUAAUUCCUCAUCAACUGAACUCUGCUGCGGGACUCGUCACCUCCUCUGCACCAUGUCGUCGACAAAAAAAAAAAAAAAAAAGGUCUAACUUGGAAAUUUGAAGGAAAAGAUGGCCGACUGGCGUUAGAGUUGUUUUAGCUGAGAGUGGUUUUACAACAACUCUUCCCGGAAGAUGAUGGCAACAUUUGUACGUGGUGUCCACAUGGGACUGUCCACAGGUUCCAUAAACGCCUACAUUGGUGGGUCCCAGAUAAGAUGCCCAUCUUGGUACCCACGUAGCUCCAGCAUGGCCCACGUGGGUAAACCUCCCCAUGUGGGAAUUUUGCAUUAAGCUAAUAUCAAACCUGUGGACACUCACAUGGGCCCCACGAACAAACAUUGUCUGGUAAUCCACCAACAAAUCUCCGAUUGGCACUUUUCUUUCUAUGUGGGAAUCAUUGGCAGUGAUUCUCUGAACCCUUGCCAGCAGAUUUGCACCACCUAAAAAUAAUUUGCAAAUAAUGUUGAAUAAUUUCUGAAUUCCUGCUGAGCAUGUGCAGUGGAGGUAACAAAUCUUUCACUGUGACUGGGAAACAAUCAGAGGCUGACAGACAUCAUCUACAGCGCUCGCUAACGAACUCCCGUAAACCUCCAGGGAGCAGUUUCCUGUGUGUGAGCGAGGACUGCAGCCUUGUCAACUAAAGUCACAUAUAUAGGCAAGAAUAUAUAUAUAAACCUUACAUCAACAUUUCUAUACCUGUGUGUACGUGGCUCUGCGGCCAUCACCGUUUCUAUUGGCCGUGUACAGUUGUUGUCAGAGCGGGGUACAGGAAGCAGGAAAAAAUCAUCCAGAGAGAGUUUGGGUGCGACACCACGACUCCAAAGAUUGACUUACCAUUAGCCGUUAGCCGCUAGCCGUUAGCCGUUAGCCUGCCUGUGGAAGUAACUCAGAGUAUUGUUUCACACACAUGUUGAAAAAUGACUUCCUGAAGUCUGAGGUAAUUUUAACGUGUGCAGGCUCGAUGCGCUCUGCAGUUAUUUCUGCAAUUGAAUUUUUCAGUUUCAAUCAGCAGCACAUCGUCUGCAGACGCGUGUCUGUCUUCCAAGUUUGUACCUAGCAGAAACCGAGUCACAAGACUGUGAGGAUUCCAGUUAGUCGUGCUUUCUUUUCUUUGUUCCUCCGUUGUCGGACGAUUAAACUCUUCUCUGAUGAUUUUUGUCUUCCUGAAACAAUUUUCAAAAACCAAAACCUGUUCAGUGCCCUGCUCUGGAGGAUGAAAUGAAAACGUUUGUUGAUGUGUUCGUCGCGGCUUCGACCUGCUCGCAGCCGCGACUUGAUACUAAUUGUUGUUUCUGAUGACAAUUUCUUUAAUGCUCCACCCACAUGUCCUUCUGCUCGCUCCAUCCUACGAGACAGUAUUUCAGUUUGAAUCAGUGUUUUUUUCCCUAGUGGGAGGGUGGGAGGAGUCUGGGGUAGGGGCAUGAAAAUAGACCACGCCCACACGGUCUCUGCCAUAGCAAGUAGGAAAGACACUUAAAUAACAUUGUAAUGAUCAUUAUUAUUAUUGUUAUUAUUAUUAUUAUUACCAUAAAUGACAAAUAAAAAUGCAGUAAAACAUUUGCAAAAACCCAGAGGGAACGAACGGCUUCACACACAAAGUGAUCAAACAUCUAAACUUUAAAAAAGGGAGGUGAUGAUGAUUCUAUAAUAGCAAUGAUUUAAAGAAGUACAAAAGGAGUUAUGUUAUCAUAAAUAAUAGUAGUAAUAUUGAAUAUUGAAUGCUCGCAAUUUUGUCAAACUGAAACUGGAUUCUUUGUGUUAUGUAAUUAUUGUAAAUAACUUCAAAGAGAGAAAAAAUGACUUGCAUGUCUAUGUAUAAAUCUACUGAGAUAUCUAUUCCCGUCAAAGUUGACCAGUAGUUCGAUCUCUGUCCUUUUUUGCCACUUUCAUUUCCCCCCGCGGACAUUGCCUGUCCUCCCCUCCACCUCCACCUCCACCCCUUCAACCCCCCCCACCCCCCCAUCGCCACCCCCCACCCCCAAUCUCAGCAGCCCUUUUAUUCUUUCUGUGUGGCUGAGAGACGACAGCAGAGAGACGGAGACACAUAGCUUCCAGCGUCCUCGUCCGCCAGUUCAGACAGUCUUUACACCAGCCUGCUGACACAAAGAAAAUGUAUGAUGGUGUUUUCUGUCGAUGUGCUGUCGUACCUUUUUUUUUCAGGUCUCUUUGUUUCCCUCUAAAAAAAGGGCAAAAUCCAUUUAGACAGGAAGUGAAGAGGUCGCGUGUGUCGGCGGGUUUUUGUAAACACAACCACACCUCCGCCCAUCACCCCAGUUCCAGAGGCUCCACCCACUGGCUCCUCUGAUGAAAGUGCUUCCCUCCAUAUUUGGAAAAUUAACCCCGCCUCCAGGGCUUUCUAGGCCAUGCCCCCUGAUCACUUAGCGGGUUUCCGAACUCUCUCUGUCUCUCUCUGUCUGACUCGAUGUCUCUCAGCCACAGCUAGCGAGCCAAAAUACAAACCUAAAACUUGGUCUCUUUACUGCCGUGUCCCCCCCGACUUUAGCCUGCACCCGGACCAGAUAAUAGCCAGAUCCCGAGAUGCAAGUGCCCGAGUAGUCCAUGUAAAUGUCAGCCUGUUUGAUUGGCAUAAGCAGCCCUGAGACAGCGGCAGACUCGGUGACAAAGACGUGCUGUGUUGCUUAUCCCCAUCAAACGAUCCCUCCGUCAGGAUUCACUGCGUGGAUCGAGUUCUGUCAGAAAAAUCACAUGACCAUCAGCUGCUACGAAGACUUCAUCUUCAUCUAAAGACUCAUAAGACCUGAUUUCUGACUGAUCUUCACGCAAACAGCAACCAAACCACAAUCUGAACCCGUCAACAGAAACACCUGAGUCGUCUUCUUGGAGCAUCUUAAGACUGAUGUGAUCUCGUAAGUCUUAAGAUGCUUUCGGAAGAAGUGCCAAAAAACCACAUAAAGUGUUUCUGUGUCCCCUCGGCCCUCCUGACGUAACCUCAAACCUCCACAGUCUUCCUUCUACGUCAUUUAGUCCUCUCCUCGUUCCUGGAGGAGGUCUCAGCUUCAGUUUCUCAAAGGUGUCGAAGUGCAAGAGAUUGCAGGAAGGUCACACAGAUCUGAGCUAUCUGCAGGUCAUUGGGUUUUUACCCGUCAGACUCCAGGAGGUAGCUCCGAUCUGUGUCGAAGAGACAUGAUAACUGAUUCUGGAUUCAUUCCGCCUCAUGCCUUCGAUGGGUUUGAGGAACACGGUUCUCCAGAGUCGCCACCUAACUUGGGGCCUGGUCUCUAGCCUCACACAGGCCUACCGUAACAAAGCGUGCAAUAUACAGAGAAACAAGGGCUUUCUUUAUCAUGCAGAGGCGUUCAGGCCCGGCCACCGCGCUGCGACCCCCUGCAGGAACUCCAUCAGCAAAAUCACCCGUUGUAGACGCCAUCACUGCGGGACCUUCGGGAGUCACCCGUGACAAAAUCCCCCACAAAUGCACAAAUUUGAAACAGUCUGUCUCGGGGGAAAUGGCAGACGAGAGACCCGAAAUAGUUCCAAAAUUUAAAAAAAACAAAAAGAGGACAGGGCCGUCGUGCUCACACGCAACUUUGACCGGAAAUGCAACUUGUGUCCCGUUUUUUUUGUGUGUGUAUGUGUGCGUAGCGUAAUGUAAAAGCGAUCUGUCCCCCCCCUCCCCUCCCCUCUCCACNCC
This is a messenger RNA of Epinephelus moara (kelp grouper), 10828 nucleotides long. RefSeq names its product syntaxin 1B (gene stx1b). The coding region runs from base 489 to 1355 and encodes 288 amino acids. Lineage: Eukaryota; Metazoa; Chordata; Actinopteri; Perciformes; Serranidae. Gene Ontology annotation, molecular function: SNARE binding; SNAP receptor activity. The record is from RefSeq and is a predicted model, not a curated record. Gene Ontology annotation, cellular component: plasma membrane; SNARE complex; endomembrane system. Gene Ontology annotation, biological process: intracellular protein transport; exocytic insertion of neurotransmitter receptor to postsynaptic membrane; vesicle fusion. The transcript is spliced from 10 exons.